Molecule: messenger RNA, 3573 nt
Organism: Tarenaya hassleriana
Lineage: Eukaryota; Viridiplantae; Streptophyta; Magnoliopsida; Brassicales; Cleomaceae
Product: ATP-dependent zinc metalloprotease FTSH 12, chloroplastic
Exons: 19
Coding region: 251-3274 (1007 amino acids)
Biological process (GO): protein-containing complex assembly; embryo development ending in seed dormancy; mitochondrial protein processing
Cellular component (GO): m-AAA complex; chloroplast thylakoid membrane
Molecular function (GO): ATP-dependent peptidase activity; ATP binding; metalloendopeptidase activity
Source: RefSeq, a predicted model, not a curated record
AUCACACUGAUAGAUAGAUAAACCUCUUCAAACCCCCCAAACAAGAGAGAACACACUCCUGCUUCUUCUUCUUCUUCUUCUUCUUCUUUCCGUCGAAGAAGAAGAAAGACGUUCGAUUGCGUGUGCCAAUUUUUCCAUCCAGUUCUACUUCUCACAAUGCUGCGGACACAAUCCCGACGGAUGAUUUCCUCGAAUUUGCAUUGAUUUUGUCUCUCGAGCUUUUCAGCUGUUUUCGCCUUUGGAUUCUCUCAUGGAGGCUGCAGUUCCAUGUAAGCCGAAUCCUCUUAUCUUUUUCUCAACGCCAUUGAAGCACAUACCAAAAAAUCAUGGCUUUCUUCGGUAUCCGGUGAAGCAUGGACGGGGAAUUUCCCGGAGAAGACCCGUUUUCUGGGUCUAUGCGUCUGAGAGUCCAAGUGGGUCGUCUGAGGAUGGUGGUGAGUUUUCAUGGGUGAAGUUGACUCGGUCUCUUCGGGUCGGGGCGGAGCGAUUCCGACAGAAACUCGGAGACUCGGUGAAGAAGGAAAUUGGGUUUGGCUCAGAAGAGGCAAGUACGAAGGCGAAUCAGUUCUCCGAUCGAGUUAAAGAUGGUGCUAAGAAGGGUCAGGACGAGUUGAAUCGGUUUAGGACUGAGGUAGUGCCCGGGUUUGUUGAUUGGAACAAGUGGGAAUGCUGGAAGGACAUCAGGAACUGGGACGUUAAACGUGUUGCUGCCCUGUUCAUAUAUGCUUUUGCAUUGGUAUUUUCUUGUCAAAGAGUUUAUAUUGCGAUCCAAGCUCCCCGGUUAGAGCAGGAAAGAAGAGAGUUAACUGAAGCAUUUAUGGAGACUUUGAUCCCUGAGCCAUCUCCAGACAACAUAGAAAGAUUUAAGAAAGGUAUCUGGAGGAAGACAACACCUAAAGGCUUGAAACUGAGAAGAUUCAUCGAAGGGCCUGAUGGAACGUUUGUCCAUGAUAGUUCUUAUGUUGGAGAAAGAGCAUGGGAUGAGGAAACAGAAGCUACAGAGGGAUCCAUCAAACAAAUAAUUGAUAGCAGUGAUAGGCUUAAGGCCGAGGCAAAGAAAAAACUUACCCAAGAUCUGGGUAUCUCUGGUGAAAUUCAGGAAAGUGUAGGAACAUGGCGUGAAAGGCUUGCAAUUUGGAAGGAAAUGCUGGAAAAAGAGAAGUUAUCAGAGCAGUUAAACUCCUUAAAGGCAAAGUAUGUUGUUGAAUUUGACAUGAAAGAGGUAGAGAAUAGUCUUCGAAAAGAUGUUCUUGAGAAGACAUCAGAAACAGAAGGAACUAGAGCUCUUUGGAUAUCGAAGAGGUGGUGGCGAUAUCGUCCUAAACUUCCUUAUACUUACUUUCUUCAGAAGCUUGAUUCUUCUGAGGUUGCAGCUGUUGUUUUCACUGAAGACCUGAAGAGACUGUAUGUAACGAUGAAAGAAGGUUUCCCUUUGGAAUAUGUUGUUGACAUUCCCUUAGAUCCAUACUUGUUUGAGAUGAUUUCAAACUCAGGAGUUGAGGUGGAUCUCCUUCAGAAAAAGCAGAUCCAUUAUGUCAUGAAAGUGGUCAUCGCACUUCUACCCGGCAUACUGAUCUUAUGGUUUAUAAGAGAAUCCGCCAUGCUUCUCCUUAUCACAUCAAAACGUUUUCUCUAUAAGAAGUACAAUCAGCUGUUUGAUAUGGCUUAUGCUGAAAACUUUAUGCUGCCAGUUGGAGAUGUCGGCGAGACAAAAUCAAUGUAUAAGGAAGUGGUAUUAGGGGGUGAUGUCUGGGAUCUUCUCGAUGAGGUGAUGAUCUACAUGAGAAACCCAAUGCAGUACUAUGAAAGAGAUGUGAAGUUUGUCAGGGGUGUGCUUCUUUCUGGACCUCCCGGGACAGGGAAAACUCUUUUUGCUCGAACACUUGCAAAGGAAAGUGGUUUGCCCUUUGUCUUUGCUUCUGGUGCAGAGUUCACAGACAGUGAAAAAAGUGGUGCUGCAAGGAUCAAUGAGAUGUUUUCGGUUGCAAGAAGAAAUGCACCUGCUUUUGUAUUCGUGGAUGAAAUAGAUGCUAUUGCUGGUAGGCAUGCGAGGAAAGAUCCACGAAGAAGAGCAACUUUUGAGGCGUUAAUCACACAGCUUGAUGGGGAGAAGGAAAAGACUGGUGUUGACCGCUUUUCUUUGAGGCAAGCUGUGAUAUUUAUAUGUGCAACCAAUAGACCUGAUGAACUGGACCUUGAGUUUGUCCGUCCUGGACGUAUCGACCGUCGUUUGUACAUCGGUUUGCCUGAUGCAAAGCAAAGGGUGCAAAUAUUUGGAGUUCAUAGUGCUGGAAAGCAACUUGCAGAUGAUGUAGACUUUGCAAAGCUUGUCUUCCGCACAGUUGGCUUUUCUGGAGCAGAUAUUCGGAAUCUUGUUAACGAAGCAGCGAUUAUGUCGGUAAGGAAGGGUCAUUCGAAGAUAUAUCAGCAAGACAUUGUUGCUGUGUUAGAUAAACAAUUGCUAGAGGGUAUGGGUGUGCUUCUUACAGAGGAAGAGCAACAGAAAUGUGAACAAAGUGUGUCUUACGAAAAGAAAAGACUUCUGGCAGUUCAUGAGGCCGGCCAUAUAGUGUUGGCUCACUUGUUUCCCCGAUUUGACUGGCAUGCGUUUUCUCAGCUCCUUCCCGGUGGAAAAGAAACUGCGAUAUCUGUCUUCUAUCCACGUGAAGACAUGGUAGACCAAGGUUAUACCACAUUUGGCUACAUGAAGAUGCAAAUGGUGGUAGCCCAUGGAGGGCGUUGUGCUGAACGAGUGGUUUUUGGCGAUGAUGUCACUGAUGGAGGAAAAGAUGACCUUGAGAAGAUAACCAAGAUUGGUAGAGAGAUGGUGAUUAGCCCCCAAAAUGCAAGAUUAGGUCUCACACAACUGACGAAGAAGCUUGGACUGGUGAAUCGACCUGAUAACCCAGAUGGCGAGCUGAUGAAAUUCAGGUGGGAUGAUCCUCAUGUGAUUCCAGCAGAUAUGUCGAUUGAAGUAUCUGAGUUAUUCACCCGCGAGUUGACAAGGUAUAUCGAGGAGACAGAAGAACUCGCGGUGAAUGCUCUGAGAGCAAACAGGCACAUACUCGACUUGAUCGCGGGAGAAUUACUCGAGAAAUCGAGGAUAACCGGAUUGGAAGUUGAGGAGAAAAUGAAGGGUCUUUCUCCUGUGAUGUUUGAGGAUUUCGUGAAGCCGUUCCAGAUAAAUCCCGACGAGGGGGAACCUUUGCCUCACAAGGAUCGGGUGAGGUAUCAGCCACUUGAUUUACGUCCUGCCCCUCUUCACAGAGGCUAGAAGAAGCGUCUUGUUCUUUGCCUGACUGCCCCAAACGUUUUCAGCAUUGUCAGAGUCUUGCUUUCAAUCGAAGAAGAGAAUUCACCUUAAAAGCUCGAAACUUUGUGCCGAGCAAUGGCCAUGGAGGAAUCAUCUGCAGUUGCAAAUUCAGGACCUUGUCGUGCAUUAGGAUCGAUCCUCUAUAUGUUCUUACUCUGUCUGCAUCAUAUUAACUCUGUUUUGUUGUCCGUUGGUAAGAACUUUGAAUCUGUUCUGUUGUAUUAUUAAAUUACAAAAUUUAGAUAUUUGUUUGACAUAGA